AUGCGAUUUAAGAAAAGAUACCUGUUAUAUGAGCUGAUCCCAGGACAUCACCACUUUGAGUACAAUCAAAUCCGUUCGGCUGUUACCAAUGCCAUACAAGAAGCCCAUGGAGACUACGGAACUGCCGUUCUAUGUCACACGCUGCGUGUCCAAGUGUACAAUCAGGAAACGGCCAUUAUCAUGAUCCGAGCCCGUUUUGGUCAGCACCAUCUUGUACAAAGUGCCGUGUGUUUCAUCAAACAAAUUGCUUCAAAAAAUGUUUGCUUCAGAGCUUUACACAUUGGAGGAACCAUAAAGUCUACAGAGAGAUUCCUUAUAAAGCAUCACAGACAAUCAUUAGCACCAUUAUUGGCACAUUGUAAAACAAAAGAAGAAAGACAAAAAAUCCAAAGUGCAAUCCGAGAUAGCUGUUCACAUGAAAAGAAAUACAUCCCAAGCCAAAAACGAGGCUCCUUCAUUGCUGACGAAAUUGAUGAAGAUGAUAGUGAUCUGUAA
This is a messenger RNA of Acanthosepion pharaonis, 495 nucleotides long. NCBI's taxonomy places the organism in Eukaryota, Metazoa, Mollusca, Cephalopoda, Sepiida, Sepiidae. The record is from the annotation of a GenBank genome assembly.